Molecule: messenger RNA, 2211 nt
Organism: Solea solea (common sole)
Lineage: Eukaryota; Metazoa; Chordata; Actinopteri; Pleuronectiformes; Soleidae
Gene: kcnip1b
Product: Kv channel interacting protein 1 b
Exons: 8
Coding region: 331-978 (215 amino acids)
Biological process (GO): regulation of potassium ion transmembrane transport
Cellular component (GO): voltage-gated potassium channel complex
Molecular function (GO): potassium channel regulator activity; transmembrane transporter binding; calcium ion binding
Source: RefSeq, a predicted model, not a curated record
GCAUGGGCAGACAGGGAGAGCAAGAAAGAAGGGGGGAAAAGGCUGACAGCUGAGUGUAGAGCGAGCCACGGUAGAGAGGGAGUGGCGCAGGAAGGCGGGAGCAGCUCGGAGAACGAUCAGAAAUCCAAAGACAAAUGAGCUGGAAUUGGAGAGGAGUCCUUAAAUAAGUGGCAGAACCUGAGAGCAGGGAGAAGACCCAGCAGGGUCUUUAAGAUCAAGAGCUGCGGCGGCACAAGAAGACAGAACAACAGGGGGGAGCAGAAUCCUGGCAUCAGUAGAUGACUAUUACUCUGCGAGUUGUUUGACCAGGCUGGUUUCCACGGCGACGACAUGGGUGCAGUGGUGGGCACUUUGACCAUGCAGACCAAGCAGAGAAGACCAUCCAGAGACAAGCUGGACGAUGAGCUGGAGUUGACGAUAGUGUGUCACAGACCCGAGGGCCUCGAGCUUCUGGAAGCCCAAACUAACUUCACCAAACAGGAGCUGCAGAUCCUCUAUCGUGGUUUCAAGAAUGAAUGUCCGAGUGGAGUCGUAAAUGAGGAGACAUUUAAACAAAUUUACUCCCAGUUCUUCCCUCAUGGAGAUGCCAGCAUGUAUGCACAUUACCUUUUCAACGCAUUUGACACAUCAAACAAUGGCGCCAUUAAGUUUAAGGACUUUGUCAUGGGGAUGUCUAUACUGCUGCGGGGGACACUGAGGGAAAAGCUGGAGUGGACGUUUCACUUGUAUGACAUUAACAGAGACGGAUACAUAAACAGAGAAGAAAUGACUGAGAUCGUGAGGGCCAUUUAUGACAUGAUGGGAAAGUACACCUACCCUGCACUGAAGGGGGAUGUCCCACAGCAGCAUGUGGAUGCCUUUUUCCAGAAAAUGGACAAAAACAAAGAUGGAGUGGUGACUUUAGAGGAGUUUGUUAUAGCCUGUCAGGAGGAUGAAACCAUGAUGAGAUCCAUGCAGCUGUUUGAAAAUGUCAUGUAGGGCAAGUAGAAACGAUGGAGACAAAGACUUGGCAAAUGAGACAACUCGCUGUUGGUGCAUGUGUGCGGAUGCGUAUAAUACAUCCAGUCCAGUCCAGUCUAGUCCAGUCCAGUCCAUCCUUCUACUCCCAUCUCAUCCAGCUGGCGUCAGGAUACAGCCAAACCCACAGAGACUCCACUGAAGGCACUGGACUGGAAUGCUGUUUAGCGUCGUUAUGGCGUUUUCACCACAGAAUACAAAGUGACUGGGACCCAACACACCACCCUCAGUUCUCUCUCACGGACUGAAGCUUGACUUGUUAAAGAUGAAGAUGCUCCGGCACUGCAAAGCUGCUCCUGAUCAGUAAGCAGCAUAAUUGCAUGUUGGUAAGUGCUUUUUGGCUUUAACUCCAAAGGUUGCUAUGGGAAUUUGGCCAUAAGGAUUUCUAUAGUCAUCUCAUGAUGCGUCACACACCAAUUUUGACCUGGCUGUUGCUUGCCUGCGAAGUCAAUUUGUUUCUUGUUGUUCGGUGUCUCUCGGUGUACAGUUAAAGAAAUUUGAAACAGCACAUUUUGUGGGUCUUAUACUGUGUUUUUGUGGCCAAGUCUUUCUGUUUUGUUUGAUGUUUUUGUGAAAAGAAAGAAGUGGCUUUAUAAAGUUCCUUUAUACUGUAUUUUUACCUGGUGUCUUGCGUCUUGUGGUCCAAUCAGUGUGUCAGAAAAAAAAAGUAUUGUGAUAUAAAUGUGAGUACAUUUUGAGAUGAAAUUAAACAUGUGAAAUCAUUUUGAAGUCAACAGGGGAAAAACAAAUGUUCUCGUUUUGCACACGUGAUCAUUUAUUGACAAAAUAGCAACGGAAGCGCUCUCCUGAGAACACAGUAGGAUGGUGGUUACUGCCUAAAAAAUCUGGAUGAAAUCCAGUUCCUGAUGACGGCUCCAUCUGUACAUGUGAACAUGUGGCACUGUUUCCUCCGUCCAAACCAAAUCCAUGUUGUCACACUGAUGUACAAACAGGAAAUGUUGCCUCCUACAGAUGGAUUGUCUGUGAGUCAUGAUGUGUUUAAAAGCAGCAUAACAGAAAUCUCACUGGGCUACAAAGUAGUUUUAGACACUAAAAUAUUAUAAAUUAUAAAUGUUUUUGGAGCUGCUCUUUGCUGUGUGAUACAUCCAUCGUGGUUUAGAGCAGAGCUGUUUUAUGUCACAAGCAGUAAAAAACAAGAAGUUAAGCCAUACAAUAAAUAUUUACAUUUUUAAA